AUGGCAGCCGUAGCUGUCAAUGGCGGCGCUGGCGCAAAGAAGCUCAGCAAGAACGCCUUCCGUAGACAGCAAAAGAAGGCGCAGAAGGAUCGCUCCGCCUCUGCCACUCCAUCUGUCGCCGAGUCGACCGACAUUUCCGAAGCAGAAACGUCUGUAGAGACCGGCCGCCAACCUGAUGCUCAGCUCAACACGCGCCAUGAUCCCAUGCAAACCAAGGGCCUCCCCAACGACGACUUCACCAUUACCGAAGACGAUCCUCUAUAUGCCGAAUUCCAGAAUGUCCUCUCCCGGUUCAACGACCUGGACAAGUCCCAAACAAAAGAAGACGAGAAGCCCGAGAUCUAUUACGAUGACGACAAUGACGACAUUCCUGAUGAGGAGGACGAGAAACAGCCGAAGCUGUCAAAGAAGGCACGCAAGGCGGCAAGCAAGUUGACCAUCGCCGAGCUCAAGCGUCUGGUGCGCAAGCCCGAGCUAGUCGAAUGGACCGAUAUCGACGCUUCAGAUCCGCUACUGCUGGUGCGUAUCAAGUCGCAGCGCAACGUUGUCCCAGUACCCUCGCAUUGGGCCCUGAAGCGCGAGUAUCUUUCUUCCAAGCGUGGUAUCGAGAAGACGCAUUUCAACCUGCCCAAAUUCAUCGCCGACACUGGUAUCGCCGAGAUGCGCGAUGCCGUGCUUGAAAAGCAGGCAGAGGCGACCUUGAAACAAAAACAGCGCGAGAGGGUACAAGGAAAGCUCGGCAAGCUGGACAUCGACUACCAAAAGCUGUACGAGGCCUUCUUCCGCCACCAAACAAAGCCCCCGCUUACUCGCUACGGUGAGGUCUACUACGAGGGUAAGGAAUACGAAACUAAUCUUCGCCAUCUGCGACCUGGUGAGUUGAGCGACGAGCUAAGAGAAGCUCUGAACAUGCCUCCGGGCGCGCCUCCACCCUGGCUUAUCAACCAACAACGUUUCGGUCCUCCUCCAUCAUACCCUGGUCUCAAGAUUCCCGGUUUGAACGCCCCUCCACCACCUGGCGCAUCAUGGGGCUUCCACCCUGGUGGCUACGGCAAGCCUCCUGUCGACGAAUACACAAAUCGCCCUCUUUUCGGUGGUGACAUCUUCGGUGUAAGCAACGCGGAGGACGAGGACGCACCUACCGGAGCGCCUGUGGAGAAGUCUCUAUGGGGUGAGCUGCAAGAGCGCGAGGAGGAAGAGGAAGAGGAAGACGAGGAUGAAGACGAGGACGAGGAAGACGGAGAUGAGGCUAUGGACGAGGAGGAGAUCGGUGCUGGGCUAGAAACGCCGAGCGGCAUGGCUUCCGCUGUUCCUACCGAAAUUGGCAUCGAGAGCGUUGGAGCCGACUUUGAACUACGCAAGAACGCAAGAGCACCCGAACCCGAAGACAACGGUGCACCUCGAUCAGCAUACCAGGUCCUUCCGGAACAGAAUAUUCGUGCUCAAGGUUUCUUUGGAGGCGAGAGAGCGUACGACCUGCGGGCAGCACAGCCAAAUCUGCCUGUUCUGGGACAAGAAAACAGGGGAAGCAAGCGCAAGGUCGGCGACAUCGAUGUCAGUGUAGACGUAGAUGCGCUGGAAAGAGACGAUCGCUUGAGCAAGGACGAGAUUCAAAGGCAAUUCGAGGUCCAAAGACAAGCACAAGCAGACGGACAGUGGAAGGGAAGAGUGGAUCAGGAAGAUUUGAGUCAGAUGAUUGCCGAAGAGAGCAACAAGAGGCUGAAGCAAGACAAGGAAAGGAACGAGCGCAGAAGAGGAGGCGGUGAUAGCAGGAGCAGCAGGAGAUAA
Messenger RNA from Aureobasidium subglaciale EXF-2481, 1788 nucleotides. RefSeq lists its product as uncharacterized. The transcript has 2 exons. Gene Ontology annotation, cellular component: precatalytic spliceosome; catalytic step 2 spliceosome; U2-type spliceosomal complex. The record is from RefSeq and is a predicted model, not a curated record. NCBI's taxonomy places the organism in Eukaryota, Fungi, Ascomycota, Dothideomycetes, Dothideales, Saccotheciaceae. Gene Ontology annotation, biological process: mRNA splicing, via spliceosome. The coding region runs from base 1 to 1788 and encodes 595 amino acids.